Molecule: messenger RNA, 839 nt
Organism: Vigna unguiculata (cowpea)
Lineage: Eukaryota; Viridiplantae; Streptophyta; Magnoliopsida; Fabales; Fabaceae
Source: RefSeq, a predicted model, not a curated record
UUUUUUCUUCACAAUCACAGUUCUCCACAAGAAUCAGACUCAAACAACAAUAACUUCACAACUUUUUUUUUUUGAAAUGGCUUUUCAAAAGGGUGUGAUCGCGUUUCUUCCACUCCUUCUUUCAUCACUGUUGCUGCAUCAUCUUUCUCCCACUUCUGUCAUAAGAGCUCAAAGUGAUAAUCACACACGUCGCCUACUUUCUCUAGAAGAUGAUGAAUAUGAUAUUGACGAAGCACAGUGUCCAGUAGAUACUCAAACUGAGAACGCAUUGCAGAAUUCCGAUGCAGAUAUACAAAUGACUCAAAGUGAUCCUCACACUUCUCUAUUAUUAUCACCAACUCAAACUCAGAAGAAUGUGCCAAACGAUUCCAACAACAUUGAAGUAAACAGUGAUUCUUACAUUCCUCCAUUUCCACCAACAAUUCAAAUUGAGAGCGAUGUGUCCAUCGAUUCCAAUCUUGAAGUCAAUACCAAUGUUGAAGUGCAAAAGGCUGAAGAAUAUGCAUCCAACAAUGAUAGAGUCCUCCAUGAUGAACUUUAAUAUAAAUAUUAGUGUUUUUAUCGGAAAUUUGACUGGUAGUAUCUCAAAUGGAUGAAAAAUCUUCAAUGGCCGGAUCUAUGAUAUAGAGUGAUGAUCUUCUGAGCUCGUUGAUAUGGAUGGAGGGAAAAUUACCUACAAAACUCUCUGGUUAAGUCAAUAAGAUUGGAUGGAUAAUAUUAUAAUAAUAAAAUAGCAUUUGAAUAAGAGGUAUCGAUUGAUUACUUCUUGUGAUAGAAUGAUGUAUUUAUAGACAUUUCAAAUCAAUCGGUAUGGAGAAUAUAUUUACUUGUUAUGUUAA